Molecule: messenger RNA, 414 nt
Organism: Gastrolobium bilobum
Lineage: Eukaryota; Viridiplantae; Streptophyta; Magnoliopsida; Fabales; Fabaceae
Exons: 3
Coding region: 1-414 (137 amino acids)
Molecular function (GO): nucleic acid binding; RNA-DNA hybrid ribonuclease activity
Source: RefSeq, a predicted model, not a curated record
AUGAGACCAGUGUGGAAGAUUUGGAGCUGGCGCAAUGAGGUUCGGCAUGGGACUACUAUAUUGGAUCUAUCUAUAAGGGAACGCAUUAUUAGUAAUCUAGUGAGGAAGGUAGAUCAAGCUUUUAAUUCAUCUAAUAGUCAUCAAUUGGGUAGAAGGACUGUGGUUGUUAACAUUGCGUGGCAGUUUUCGGAAGCUGGUUGUGUUAAGAUUAAUACUGAUGGUGCUGCUAGAGGGAAUCUGGCCUUCAAAGCUGAAUUGUGGGGAAUCCUUUGUGGUUUGGAGCUUGCGUGGAGUGAAGGUUUCUGUUAUAUUGAGAUUGAAAGUGAUUCAAAGAGUGCUAUAUAUGUGCUCACCAAGGAUGGUAUAGCAGUCCGUGAGGGUCAUCUGAUCACUUGGAUACAGACAUGGUUAUAA